Dryobates pubescens (Downy woodpecker) is the source of this 3187-nucleotide messenger RNA. It is a transcript of the gene KLHL32, whose product is annotated as kelch like family member 32. The transcript has 11 exons. Lineage: Eukaryota; Metazoa; Chordata; Aves; Piciformes; Picidae. Bases 175 to 2037 code for a protein of 620 amino acids. The record is from RefSeq and is a predicted model, not a curated record. Gene Ontology annotation, molecular function: protein binding.
GCCGCGGAGCCGCGCAGCCGGCGCGCGGGGCUGCGGCGCUUGGGCCGGGACUCGGCCGUCGCUGCCGUCGGAGCGGGGCAGAGGAGUGUGCUCCGUCACCUGCCGCGAGCUGCAAUGCAUGCUGCUUUCUCUCCAGGACUGUGAGCUUUGAUACUCGGAAGAGAAAACUCAAAGAUGCCAUCUGAGAAGUGCCUGAGUGUUCAGGAAAUGCUGACAGGUCAGAGGCUGUGUCAGUCCCGCUCCCACAACGAUGCUGUGCUGGCCGCCCUGAACCAGCAGAGGAGUGAUGGCACUCUGUGUGAUGUCACCCUGGUUGCUGAGGAGCAGAAGUUCCACGCUCACAAAGCAGUCCUGGCGGCCUGCAGCGACUACUUCCGAGCAAUGUUCAGUCUCUGCAUGGUUGAAAGUGAAGCUGAUGAAGUGAAUUUGCAUGGUGUCACGAGCCUUGGAUUAAAACAAGCCCUGGACUUCGCCUAUACUGGACAGAUCCUCUUGGAACCAGGGGUGGUACAGGAUGUCCUGGCAGCUGGGAGCCAUUUGCAGCUGCUGGAGCUCCUUAGCUUAUGCUCUCACUAUCUGAUUCAGGAAUUAAAUAGCUUUAAUUACUUGGACCUGUAUAAGCUCGCGGACCUCUUCAACCUCACUUUGUUGGAGAAUGCAGUGGUUGACUUCCUAGUGAAACAUCUCUCUGAGCUUCUGAAGAGUCAUCCUGAGGAAGUUCUGGCACUCCCAUAUUGUCUCCUCCGAGAGGUUUUCAAGAGUGACAGACUCACUUCCCUCAGUGAGGAGCAGAUCUGGCAGCUGGCUGUGAGGUGGCUGGAGCACAACUGCCGCUACCAGUACCUGGAGGAGCUGCUCCAGUACGUCCGCUUCGGCCUCAUGGAUGCCGACACACUGCAUGCUGCGGCUCUCGCUCACCCUCUCGUCCAGGCAAGCGAGGCUGCCACGGCGCUUGUCAGGGAGGCUCUGGCCUACCACCAGAGCACCUUUGCACAGCCUCUCUGGCAGAGCAGGAGGACCCGGCCGCGCUCCCAGUCGGACACUCUGUACAUCAUCGGCGGGAAGAAGCGGGAGGUGUGCAAGGUGAGGGAGCUGCGCUACUUCAACCCUGUGGACCAGGAGAACGCACACGUGGCCGGCAUCGCCAACUGGAGUGAGCUGGCACCCAUGCCCGUGGGCAGGAGCCACCACUGCGUGGCCGUCAUGGGGCACUUCCUCUUCGUGGCGGGCGGCGAGGCGGAGCAGUGCAGUGGGCGCAGCUGUGCCGUGCGCACCGCCUGCCGCUACGACCCCCGGCGUGACCGCUGGGCAGACAUCGCGCCCAUGAAGAACUGCCGCGAGCACUUCGUGCUGGGCGCCCUGGGUGACUUCCUCUACGCGGUAGGGGGCAGGAAUGAACUGCGCCAGGUGCUGCCCACUGUGGAGCGCUACUGCCCCAGGAAGAACAAGUGGAGCUUCGUGCAGCCCUUCGACCGCUCGCUCUCGUGCCAUGCGGGAUACGUGCUGGAUGGGCUUCUCUGGGUGUCAGGAGGAGUCACAAAUACUGCACAGUAUCAAAACAGGCUCAUGGUCUAUGAUCCUAAGCAGAACAAGUGGCUAAGCCGCAGCCCCAUGCUGCAGAGGAGAGUUUACCACUCCAUGGCUGCUGUCCAGAGGAAGCUCUACGUGCUGGGUGGGAACGACCUGGACUACAACAAUGACCGGGUCCUGGUCCGGCACAUCGAUGCCUACAGCAUCGACACUGAUCAGUGGACACGCUGCAGCUUCAGCAUGCUGACAGGUCAGAACGAGUCUGGCGUUGCUGUCCACAACAGCAGGAUAUAUUUAGUUGGGGGCUAUUCCAUUUGGACCAAUGAGCCUCUGGCCUGCAUCCAGGUGCUGGACGUUAGCAAGGAAGGGAAGGAAGAGGUCUUCUAUGGGCCCACUCUCCCCUUUGCCUCCAACGGCAUCGCUGCCUGCUUCCUCCCAGCCCCUCACUUCAGCUGCCCUGACCUGCAGACCCUGCAAGUGCCUCACCACCGGCUCGGGGCUCUGUGAGCCAGGGGGCCUGCCCCACGGCAGCACCAGCGGGGCAAGGCUCAGGCUGUGUCCAGACGGGCUUCCGUGGAUCAGGGGAGGAAUCAGCCCACGCUGGCUGCUGCUCUACCUUCACACAGUUGUCUUAAAGUUGGAUCACGACAGGAGGAACGCUACAAAAGCUGUCUGCAGUUCCUCCCCUCUGCCUCAGAUACAGACAUGAGAGCAUUGUGGCGUUUCUGCUGGGGACCACUUACUACCUGCCUCUACUCCGUGUCCUUAUGAACUUCCCAAGACAUUGUGAAUGCUCUCAGCCUCUCCUGGGCUGCUGCUCUCCGGAGCCUGCACGCUGGGUUUCGCCAAGGCACUUUCAGGACUGGCAGAAAGCUCUGCUGGCAGAAAGGAUUCAAUACUGUGGUAAUUAUGCAACUUACACCAUACCAGUGGCAAAAAAGAAUAACAAAUGUGUUGAGUUCCACUUCCAACCUCUGUUGUUUACAGUUUCUCAGUUAAUAAUGCUUCAUACACUCAAAAUCCUCCAAAGCAGAUGAAAACAAAGUUAAACCCAACCAAGACCUGUAGUAUCUGAGGAACAGAGAAGAGGAUGAAGACACUGAAGCCUUGUGGUUAAACUCAAGCCCAGACUGAAUGUGUUUGAUCAUCUCAAGAUCAUGAUUUGGGAGGCCAUUUACCAAGGACCACUAUCAAAUAAAAGUUACCUUCGUCACAUGAUCGAUUCCUCCUGCCAGCUGCAGUCACUUACUGGUGGAGAACACCAUGAUUAAAAUAUGCCAUUUGCUCAAUGCCCACUCUGCAAGGGGUCACCACAUUCACAGUUGUCAGUGAACAAUCUCAUUCUGUCCAGCAUAUGGUCCCAGAACUCACUGGUCUCCAGAGGCUGACCAGGUGUGGACCAGUGUCACAUUUAUUUCUUUACUCUCAGCUCAUUCAUGGCUCCAUGCCCUGCUCCAGGCAUGCCCCAGGGCACAAACUCCCUCACCUGGUCUCUUUUGGCCUUGCUCAGCUGCUGCUGCCCCUGCCUCACCUCUGUGCUGUAUCUCCAUAUGUACCAGCAGCCCCAGUGUUUGUAAAUGUGAACCAAAAGUGUCAUUAAAUCUUUAUUUAUGGUUUGUGAGUGCCAUGCACUUUUCUGCCUUCCCUCCUGACCUGC